Molecule: messenger RNA, 4908 nt
Organism: Aureobasidium melanogenum CBS 110374
Lineage: Eukaryota; Fungi; Ascomycota; Dothideomycetes; Dothideales; Saccotheciaceae
Exons: 1
Coding region: 1-4908 (1635 amino acids)
Cellular component (GO): endoplasmic reticulum membrane
Molecular function (GO): zinc ion binding
Source: RefSeq, a predicted model, not a curated record
AUGUCGGCCACAGACCCCGCGUCCUCGCCGGACAUCAUGAACGAUCCGCAGUUCGACCCUACCGAAGCCAACGACAAGUCGCCUUCCGAGGGCGAUACAUGCAGGAUAUGUCGUAGCGAGGGUUCUGCUGCCGAACCACUCUUCUACCCCUGCAAGUGCAGUGGCAGCAUCAAGUUCGUCCAUCAGGACUGCUUGAUGGAGUGGCUAUCGCAUUCCAACAAGAAGCACUGCGAGCUCUGCAAGACUCCCUUCCGCUUUACAAAACUUUACGACUCGCACAUGCCUCAAACCCUGCCGCUGCCCAUUUUCGCAAAGAAAGCCUGUCUUCACACCUUGAACUACCUCUUGACAUGGGCUCGCGCUCUUACCGUUGCUCUUGUCUGGCUCGUCGUGCUGCCAUGGUGUAUUCGUUGGUCAUGGAGAGGUCUCUUCUGGAUCUUGGAUGCAGGUUGGGCAAGAGACCCCUGGUUAGCCAAGAUGGCUCAUGCUGCUGGACAAUACGAUAACUCGACCUCUGCUAGCGGCACUUCCCCCGACAAGGAGCCUUUCGGCCUGAGUCUGGGAAAGUUCCUAGUGAGCACCCUGUUCUACCCGUUAAAGCCCCUCAGCCAACCCGCCCUCUAUUCCUCGUUACACACACAAUCCGAAACCUCAUUCGUACCGCCCUAUUCUAGCUUGUUAUCCGACGUCAAAGCUGUAAAUAAUUUGACCUCUCACAUCUGGCUCAACCGUUUCAUCCUCGAUGUGCUCGAGGGCGACAUAAUCACCAUCAAUGUCGUGGUUGCUUUCAUCCUUGUUUUUCUGAUCCGCGAGUGGGUUGUCCAACAACAACCAAUAAUCAAUGCCGCCGCACAUAUCCGCGAUGCAGAAAUGCAACUGGAUGUUGCCGAACGAGCUGCUCAACGCUUGCAUGAUCUCGAGGCGGCCGCAUUGGAAGAUGAGAACCUUCGGCCUGCAGUAGAGCGGUAUCGGCAUAUCUUUGAGCAGCUUCCUCGCGAAGGUGAAGCCUCUGAAGAUGAUGACAAUCAGGGCACUGAGUUCAUCGGUUGGUACGCCAUGGAAACCCUCAUGGACAAUGCAGGAGUGCCCCAUCAAUUCGAGGGUGAAGAUCAUGAGGAGUUCAUGGAAGGAUUCGAGGAGGCUACCGAGGAGCUGCUCGAACAAAUCAAACUUGCUGAGGAUUCUGGUAUAUCUCGGCCUGAGAUUGCACGGAAUUUAUGGGCUAUUCUGGACAAUCUAGGCCCAACCGAAGGAGAUCUCUGGCGCGAAUUCCUGCUUAACGAAGACCAAACCAAAUACAUGUUGUUCAGCAAUCUUCCUGAGGACAAGAUUGCCUUGUCCGACGACGAGAACCCUGGAGCAGGUCCUGCGCCUUCUGGAUCCGAGAUUGAACACCGUACAGAUGAUGACAUUCCUAGCGAGUUACGAAGACGACCGACAAUGCCUCCGAGAGACGCAUCAUCACACGCACAGAGGGUCAUACAGUCACUUGAAGAGUCCUCAAAUGAGUUUGAAAGCAGUAUCCACCAGGAUGCUGAAGUUGAUGGCAAUAGCAGCCGCGGAAGUUGGCAAUCCAUCACGGCUUCCUCCUCAGAACCAUCGAAUACUACAGCAACUUCGCAGUCAACCCAACUCAACACGGACCAUCAGCAAGACAACCAGGACACGAAUGAUGUCAUCACAACAGCGCCAAACCAUUUGACAGAGUCUCAGUCUGAGACUGCCGCCAUAGAAAUAGAUCAGAGCUCCACCAACGAAGUCACGUCGCAUGAUUCACAUGGAGCAGUCGAACAAAUCUUGGGAGAAGGAUCUUCAGCUGCCGUACCGCGGGCAGCAGAGAGUCCUGAUGAGGCGCCAACCGAACCAGAGCAAAACCUCGUAUCUCAACCGACACAACCUGAUGAACCACACAAAGGCCCAGUUGCUAGAUUGUUUGACUGGUUUUGGGCUGAUAUCGUCAUUGAAGAGGAAACCGAUCCUUUGCCUGGUGUUUUCGACGAAGAGAUCGUCCGCAAUGAAGCAGAAGAACCACCAUUCGUCCACAUCCAUGGUGGUGAGCAUGUCCACAUGCCUGAAAAUGCGCAGGAUCCUGAGGUUCUCCAAGCUGCAGCCGACGCUGGCUUGGAUGCCGAAGCUAUUGAAGAUGCUGAAGACCUCGAAGGUGUCCUUGAGCUGAUCGGCAUGCAGGGUCCUCUAGCUGGGUUGGCACAGACAGCUGUGUUCUGUGGUUUCCUAAUCACGGCUACCCUUUGGCUCGCGAUUGGCGUACCAUACUUCUUCGGAAAGAUUGCGUUACUCUUCCUCGGCGAUCCAAUCUCAUCCAUGGUAAUGACCCCUCUGCGCAUUGUUUCGGCUUUCGCAGAUACCAUUGUCGACGUGACUGUCUAUGUUGGUGGUGCCGCUACGUACUUUGGAUCUCAAAUUGUAACACAAUUGCUCUCACUCUUGUUAGGUUCUGUCUUUUCAAAACUUGGCCUUGGAUAUGUGGAUAUAUUGGCAAAACGCGCACACAACGCAGCCAAUGGCGCUGGCGCACGUCUUGCGGAAUUAUUUGACGGUGACGGACCAGUGGAGCUGGGGCCUUUGAUGGUAUCCAUGCAGGCACAUCAGUCUCUCCUGAAUCUGAAGUCAGAAAUUGCGCAGGUUGGAAGAUUCAUCUUCAGUUGCGUAUCAGGCAUCUCGUAUCAUCUGCAGAACUCGACAGCCUCGGACAUGCUCAGUAUAGUCAACAAGACAGCCACGAGAACACUGCAGCAUACGACAACGAGCUACACCUGGGUCCGUACGAUGCUGCGAGAAGGACUAUUGGAAGCUGUAACUGAUGGUACCUUUACCUUCACUGUCAAGCACAAUGACAGCUCUCUAGAUCCCUCUCUGGCUGUCUGGACAAACGAAGAUCGUUGCUUGGCCGUUUUGGCUGGAUACAUUCUUCUCGCCAUGAUCGGAACCAUGUAUCUACUCCGCAAAGAGUCGCUCUUCAGCUCGCCCGGUCUACAGCAGAUCGAGAAGAGCUUCGCUGAUCUUCUCAAGCAAGCGGGUGGCGUACUCAAAGUCAUCUUGAUCAUAAGCAUCGAAAUGCUUGUGUUUCCACUGUACUGCGGCAUGCUCUUGGAUUGUGCUUUGCUUCCGCUCUUUGAGAAUGCAUCAGUCGCUUCUCGUCUUGCUUUCGCCAACCGAUCGCCAUGGCUAUUUGUGUUCUUGCAUUGGUUCAUUGGCACUUGCUACAUGUUCCACUUCGCUCUCUUCGUAUCCAUGUGCCGCAGAGUCUUGCGCAGUGGUGUUCUCUACUUCAUCAGAGAUCCUGACGACCCAACCUUCCACCCUGUCCGUGACGUCUUGGAGCGCAGUGUCACAACUCAACUUCGCAAGAUCGCAUUCAGUGGCCUUGUGUAUGGUGGAUUGGUGAUUGUUUGUCUCGGUGGUGCUAUCUGGGGAACUUCCAGAUUUGGAGUGUUCCCUAUUCGAUGGGCCAGACCAGAGGCGGAUUUAGAGUUCCCUAUCGACUUCCUAGGAUAUAAUCUCCUUGCUCCCGUCGUGGCACUUUACCUUUUCCCUUCUAAAGGAAUGGAAAAAGUCUUUGGCAGAUGGCUCAAGCUUUGUGCACGUUCACUACGCCUCUCUCAAUUCCUCUUUGGUGAAAGACGAGAAAUCGAGGAAGGGCAUCUAAAAGGAGAAUCGUGGCUCAGCAAACUCAACCCCUGGAAGGAUCAGGGCACCGUUGUAAAGUCUGGGAACUUCAUCAAGGACGGAAAAUACGUUCGAGCACCAGCCACCGACCAGGUUAGGAUCCCUCGGGGCGAGAGAGUGUUCCUCGAGGUCGACGAGAGCGAUCAACGAGUAGAUGGCACAAAUUCAAGCAACGGCAUACACGGGCGACAACCUGAGAACUUCAUUCAGGUGUACAUUCCGCCAUGGUUCCGCUUACGAAUUUUCACCUUCAUAUCGUGCUUGUGGAUGUUCGCCAUCGCUAUGGGCUUUGGCGUCACUGUUGUUCCUAUGAUCUUUGGACGACAGAUCAUGUCAAUUCUGUCCCCCGACCAUAUCGCACCCAAUGAUCUUUACAACUUCGCCAUCGGCAUUACUGCUUUGGGAAUAGUGCUUCAAUCUCUAUUCAAUGGACGAAAGGCACUCAAGAAUCUCAAAAACAUGACCUCACGACAAAAUAUGGCUGCUGUCUGCGCCAGCAUCAGCAAGCAAACAUGGCGUUCAGUCCGUACCGCUUAUGUGUAUGGAUUUGCUGUUGUGAUCGUGCCGUCUCUCUUUGCGCUUGUCCUGGAGCUGUACAUCAUUUUGCCUCUUCGCACCUACAUGGGACCAGCAGCUAUGAUGCAGAAGAGUGACAGUACCGCUUUGAACAACGUGCCGGGAGCUCAGGUCAGCCUUAACAACGCAACAUACACAGACUUCACAGAGACCCAGACCGCGCAAGUGGCAGUGGCGUCGCAUACUUUCCAUGUUCUUCAAGAUUGGACCCUCGGAUUCAUCUACGGGAGAGUGGUAUUACGCCUGCUGCUCUUGUCACGUAAUUCCCGACCAGCUGCGGCAUUCCGUAUGAUUACCCGGGAUGGAUUCACCAACCCUAACGCUAGAUUGGCGACUCGUGCAUUCGUUUUGCCAACACUGCUGCUGUUCUCAAUCGUCCUGAUUUGUCCUCCGCUGAUCGCUUCUGUGUUGGACCUCACGAACGUAAUAUCCGCUAGUGUCCGCACUAAGGUUUAUCGCUACAGCUAUCCAAUUUGCGCAAGUCAGAUGUUGGGAUUGUGGUGUACGUGGGAAUUAAGCGAGGGAAUGCGUCGGUGGAGAGGCCGUAUCAAGGAUGAAGUAUAUCUCAUCGGAGAAAGGCUUCACAAUCUGGGCGAGAGAAGACCACCGGAGGGUAGUAAGAGCGUUGUUCGCAGACACAGCUAG